AAUGAGAAGAGACAACUUCUUCACUUAAUUGCUCUUCACAAGAUGAGUAUUCAACUUAGAGCAAUUAUAAAGUGAGUAGAAGUAGAGAGAAUCGCACAAGAAUAAAGAUAGGUGACACAACGAUUUUUAUCCCGUGGUUUGGCCAAGUAGAACACUUGCCUAGUCCAUGUUUUGGCUUCCCAACGGACGAGGGUUGUACUCAACCCCUUUCAAGUGAUCCAAUAAUCCACUUGAAUACCACGGUUCUCUUUUAUCCCAAGUUUAUCCCCUUGUGAGGAAUCUCCACACUUUGGAGUCUCUCACACCUUACAAAAGAUCUCAAAUGAGCACAGGAGUAAAGAGGGAAUAACAACACACACAAAAGCGAGAGUCGUAGCACUAACACACACACAAGACGAGAGUGAGCACAAGAAAGCAACAUAGCGAAGUUACAACUCAGAAAGUCUCUUGAGUGCUUUAUCAUUUUGUAAAUGUACAUACUAUUUAAGGGACUAGAUGUCAUUAGAUUUAAUUAUAGUGGUGGUUGGAGGUGAAGGCAGGAGGGACUUAAGAUUGAUCUCUCUUUGCUUGGUGAUCUUCUGGUGGCGAUCUACCAUGAAGUAUGAUAGAAAUCUCUCCUUCGUCGCUUCAUGAGCCUAGUUUAUGAGAUCGUCAAAUUCCUACUGCUCAUCGACCGACAAACUCUACGUAGUCGGCUUAAGAAUAUUGUAUGGAGAGACAUUGGUGUGUUCUUUAGAAUUGGCCAUCACGCCGAUCUAAUAAUCCGAAACGCACUUGUCCCCAACAGAGUCGCCAAAAGUGUGUUGACGUCUUUUUGGGGUAAACACUAAACAAAUCCUAGGCUUGCGCACGACGUGUAGGACCUUGGGGUCCUCUCGAGAGAACGCGAACCGUCCACGAUAGUAGCUAGACCAUCCGUGAGAGAUUCGCUUCUCCUCUGCAGGUGCACAGACGAUGGCAUAGAGAACUUCGAAAGAACUAAGAUCUCACCUCCCCGGAGGGACGUCAUCAGGGAAGAAGGAUCUUGGGGUUGCUUUUGGCGUCGAAAGGCUACCCAAAGCCCCUCUAGUCGAAGAGAGACGAAGAAUGGAGGUUUGAAUACUACAACUAGGGCAAGAAUUAAUUCUAAGACUAAUGCAUAAAGUGAUUAAGAUAAAACAGGAUUUUGAUUCAUUUGUUGGAUGAUUCAAUCGUCUGUACCAAUAUUAUAUAUAUAUAUGAGGAGUUUUGGAUCCGUUUUCGGGCAGAACAUAACAAAAUCCCACGAGAUAUUCGAAUUACCUCGCAAGAGUUAAGGACUACAACGUAAAUUAAUGUGAUCAUGGCAUUCAACUUGCCAUGUCGUGCCGUUCGAGUUGCGAAUCGAUCGUCCAAUUACCAGAUUUAAUGCUCCACACAUACUCGAGGAGGAUUCGUCACCAUAAAUUAAUGUGACCGUGAACUGUUCAAGUUGUCAUGUCGUACCCUUCGAGUUGCGGAUCAAUCGUGAAGUACUCCCUCCGGUUUCCUAUUAGUUGUCGUUUAGGACAACGACACUAUCUUCAAAAUAUAACUUUGACUAAUGUUUUUUAUUAAAAUACAAAUAAACUCUUAAUACAUUUAUAUUUGUAUAAAAGUAUUUGUUAAGAUAAAUCUGUGCAUAUAAACAUUAGGUUUCAAAACUAAAUAAUAAAAUAGUUAUUUGUAAUAAAAAAAUUAUAAAUUUGAUUUAAACCUUUUCCGAAACAACAACUAAUAGUACAACGGAGAAAAUACAUUUAUUCAUGUUUGUUCUAUGAGGCAAAAAAAAACAACUUUCGAGGAGCCAACGUUCAUUGCGGGGCAAAAUCCAAGUGCCGCCACGACUCGUACAGGUUCCAAGAGGAGAUUGUGGGCCAGCCCGUUUGAAACCGUGACACUGUCGUAAGGGCCCACCGCCAUGUUACGAAUCUAUCGGCAUCGGCACCGGGCCAACGCCGCGCACCUUCGAGUCUUCGAUAGCCCUCGAAGAGUUAUUUGCCCGUUCGCCAUCAUCAAAGGCGGGCUUCGCCCAAUUGCCAUCAUGGCAAUGUGCUUCGCUACUCUGCCAGUUUCAAACAACGGUUCACAGAUAUAAUGCCAUUUGUACCUCUUCACUAACCUGGACGCUAACUGUUACACUUUAACUGACAAUUAUACCCUUAGCUGAGACUCCGUUGCUGUCUUGUUCGCUCCUUGUUCGACGGUCUCCCUCACUCCUCCAACACCGUCGCUCAGGCCUGACCCCCGCCGCCGCCUAGGACUCGCCAGCGCCGUCGCCCACUCCCCUAGUUCUUCACUGCAUCCAGACCACGCCGCCGCCUGAGGCCAGGCCUCGCCACCGCCGUCGUCCAAGUCCAGGCCUCGCCACCGCCGAAACCCUAGGCCAUCCAAGUUGCGCCGCUGCCCGAGCUGAGGCCUCGCCAGCAUCGUCGCCCAAGCUCAGGCCUCGCCAGCACCGUCGCCCGAGCCCAGGCCGCGCCACCGCCGUCGCCCGAGCCCAGGCCUCGCCACUGCAGUGGCCCGAGCCCAUCCAGGCUGCCCUGCCGCCUAGUGCGUAAGGUCAAAUUGUCCCCAUUUGUAAACAUGGAUUCCAAUCUUAGUGAUACUGUGUCAAUGCUCGAUGGAGAGCCUGAGCUUACUUUAGCUGUUGUUGACCCAAUUGUUGCUAUUGACGAUAUGCCACAAGCACAACAUAUUGAUUGGAACACACUGCAAAUAGUAGAAAGACAAGAUGAAGAGGGAAGGCUGGAAGUAAUAGAUGAGGAUCAGCUGUAUAAUCUAUUGGGCUUGACUGUUGAUGUAGAGACUCCUUCUAUAGAUGGUAUGGGUAAUGAUGGUGAUGCUGGUAGGGUUGAUAGUGAGGCAGGGAGGGUUGAUGGUGAGGCUCCUCAUCUUUUGGAUGAUAGUUUUGGCGCAGAGAUUCCAGUUGAUGAUGAUGUGCCUGAGGAGAGAGUGUUUGUGCAUGACCCAGAUAAGCCCAGCAUGAGUAUUGGCACAGUGUAUCCUGACAUGAAAGAGUUUAGAUUGGCUAUGCGUCAAUUUGCCAUAAAUGAGGAAUUUGAGCUUCACAUUGCAAAAACUGACCGAGCUAGGUACAUUGGGUAUUGCAAAGGAGAUGGAUGUCCUUGGCAUAUUGUUGGACGGAGACAACCAGAUGGGAAAACUGUUAUGGUGACUGUGCUGAUUGGUGGACACACCUGUACCUCAAGUGCAAGAAGGAAAACCACUACACCCACUAGUGCUUGGGUAGCUUCUAAAGCUGUUCAUAUCCUGCAAAAGAAACCAGCCAUGAAGACUGUUGAGCUGAGGGACAAGUUACAGGAAGACUUCUGUUAAGAGGUUUGGUGGUGUUCCCUCGAGCUGAGCAAAGGGAGUGCUUCAGGCAUUUGAUGAAUAAUUUUGUUAAGAGGUUUGGUGGUGAUAUUUUCUCAAAGAUGUAUCCAACGGCAAGAGCCUAUAGGAAAGAGGUGUCUCAGUAUUUUUUCAACCAAGUUGUAGAGGCUUCCCCUGAUGCCAAGGAUUGGCUAGACAAAAACCACAAACUGUUAUGGAGGAGGAGUGAAUUCAACCCAGAAAUCAAAUGUGAUUACAUCACAAACAAUCUUGCAGAAGUCUUCAAUAAUUGGAUUAAGGACUUCAAAGACUUGCCUGUACAUGAACUUGCUGACAAGUAUAGGCAGAUGGUAAUGGUGUUGUGGAACAAGAGGAGAAUUAUUGGAGAAAGACUUAGUGGAAGGAUCCUUCCUGCAAUAAUACAUCAAUUAAAAGCAAGGACUAGGGGAUUAGGACAUCUAUCUGUUGUUAAGGCUAACUGCAUUUCUGCAGAGAUUUUGGAUAGUAGCAGCACCCAUAACAGGCAUGUGGUGAAGUCUUAUUUGCAUCACUGCACUUGUGAGGAAUGGCAGCAAACAGGUAAACCUUGUCAACAUGCUCUUGCUUUGAUCACAGCACAACAAACAGUAGAUGUAAACAUGGAAGACUUUGUGCAUGAAUAUUAUUCUGUUGAGAGGUUUAGGAAAGCAUACUCAAGAUUGAUUGAGCCACUUCCUGACAGAACACAAUGGCCUGAAGUGGACUUGCCAUUUGUUGUUGGAGCACCACUGGACAAAAGGCUUGCUGGUAGACAGAGAAAACUUAGGAUCAAAAGUUGUUUGGAGGGUGGAGGUGGUGGAAAACCCAAAAAAGAUGCAAAGGUGGCUGCUGUAGAAGCUGAAUGGGGGACAAAGAAACAAAUGAUCCGAGGAAAAAGAAAGUGCAAAAGAUGUGGAGAGCUAGGGCACGGAGAAACAAGCUACAAGUGUUCGCUAAAUGGAACAAAAAAGAGGAAGAGGAAACCACGAAAGAAUACCACUAAGUAUGGAGAGAAUGCCAAACUACCAACAAAAAGGAGAGGCCAAAAUGUGGAAGAGACAAAUGCUGCUGUAGACCAAACUGCGCAAGAGACAGCUAAUGCAUACCAAGAUGUGCAAGAGACAAAUGCUAUCAUAUCAAGUCCUAUCAGACCAAAUAGAGAAACAAUAUUACAGGAUAGCCCUGUUAGAUUGACUAGAAGGGGCUUGCUAUGUUGCUUGGGGAGAGCACAAGCGAGCAGGCUGACUUCAACCUUGGCAGCAACAAAUAUUUGAAUGUGUCGCCAACAAAGCUUGCAACAAUAAAGAAUGCAAAGCCUGCAAAAAAAAUAACACCAAGGAAGAAGAACCUGACAGCAAGUGAAUGACACCAAGGAAGAAGAAGAACAACAAAUAUUUGAAUGUGUCUGUUUGAACCUGUCUGAAAUCAAUAUGUAUGAACUGUGUGACUCUUUGUAUGGGUCGAAUGUGUGUAAAAUUUACUAUCUAGCUUUCUGAACAUAUAUGAAACCAGUGAGUCUAAACUGUGAACAUCUAUGAGGUCAUUUGAACUGUGAACACCUCUGAAAUUUCAUGUGAAUUUUGUCGUU
Messenger RNA from Zea mays, 4939 nucleotides. RefSeq lists its product as uncharacterized. Lineage: Eukaryota; Viridiplantae; Streptophyta; Magnoliopsida; Poales; Poaceae. Gene Ontology annotation, molecular function: zinc ion binding. The transcript is spliced from 5 exons. The record is from RefSeq and is a predicted model, not a curated record. Bases 3390 to 4625 code for a protein of 411 amino acids.